Messenger RNA from Lactuca sativa (garden lettuce), 825 nucleotides. RefSeq lists its product as uncharacterized. Gene Ontology annotation, molecular function: nucleic acid binding; zinc ion binding. NCBI's taxonomy places the organism in Eukaryota, Viridiplantae, Streptophyta, Magnoliopsida, Asterales, Asteraceae. The record is from RefSeq and is a predicted model, not a curated record.
AUGCAAAUUCCAUCACAUGGGAGUUUCAGAGAAAUGCACUAUAGAAACCGCAACAGAAAGGGGCAUACUGCCCGUUUCUGUAAAGCCACAACACAAACCAUCUCUCAAGUCCCCGUUGCGGGAGUAAUUCAAGUUUGCUAUGAGUGUGGUGAAAUCGGGCAUUUCAAGAGAGACUACCCAAAGACAACAAAUGUUGACGGUGUGGGGAGCAUUUUGGCAAUUUGCCACGAAGAAGCGAUGACAGAUCCUACCGUGGUGAUUGCUACGUUUCUUCUCAACAAUUCUUACGCUUGCAUUCUUUUUUAUAGUGGUGCAGAGAAAAGCUUCAUAAGCCAUAAAUUUAAACAUCUACUAAAACAAAAUCUCCAAACAUUAAAACAUACAUUCACAGUAGAGACGGCAAAUGGAAAGACCAAGAACACAAAUGACAUAUACAUAGGAUGCACACUUACUCUGAACAACCAUUCAUUUCAAAUUGACCUUAUGCCAGUCUCAAUUAAAAGAUUUGACAUUAUCAUCGACAUGGAUUGGUUAAGUCUUCACCGUGCUGAUAUCCUAUGUUAUGAAAAAGCCAUUCGUCUUAAUCUGCCAACUCACGUGGUUGAUAAGACACAAGAAGUGAAAACCAUCAAUGAUAUCUUUGAAGUCUGUGAUUUCCUUGAUAUCUUCCCCGAAGAUCUCUUAGAAGUUCCUCCUGAACGCCAAGUCGAAUGUCGAAUCGACUUGAUUCCCGGAGCUACCCUCGUAGCCAAAUCCCCGUAUGGUCUUGCACCAUCAGAGAUGCAGGAACUAUCUAGCCAGAUAAACAACCUACUCAGCAAAUGA